Messenger RNA from Apodemus sylvaticus (European woodmouse), 2359 nucleotides. It is a transcript of the gene Slc22a17, whose product is annotated as solute carrier family 22 member 17. The record is from RefSeq and is a predicted model, not a curated record. Gene Ontology annotation, cellular component: membrane. Lineage: Eukaryota; Metazoa; Chordata; Mammalia; Rodentia; Muridae. Gene Ontology annotation, molecular function: transmembrane transporter activity. The transcript is spliced from 10 exons. Gene Ontology annotation, biological process: transmembrane transport. The coding region runs from base 478 to 2040 and encodes 520 amino acids.
CAGCGCAGAGACCGUAGAGACGGAGGAGGCGCCCGCGGCUGCAGAGCUGCAGAGCGGGGUCUCCCGGCCCUCGGCGUCCCAGCCCUCCGCACGUCGCCGGGCCAGACCACAGCCCCUUCUCUCGGCGCGGCCCGCAGGCCCCCAGCGGUCGGCAAGCUGGCUCCCCGAGUAGCCACCGGGACCCCCGAGCCCAAUGGCGGGGGCGGCAACAAAAUCGACAGCACCGUGGAGAUCGCCCCUGGCUCCAAUGGACAGGUCGGGAGCCUUGGAGAUGCGGUCCCCCCCGAGCAGCUGCAGGGUGAGCGGGAGCGCCGGCGGGAGGGGGAGGGCGACGCGCUGGGCAGCAGCCUCUCGCUGGCCGCGCCCCCGGGCCCCCUCAGCUUCGAGGCUCUGCUCGCCCAGGUAGGGGCCCUGGGUGGCGGCCAGCAGCUGCAGCUCGGCCUGUGCUGCCUGCCCGUGCUCUUCGUGGCGCUGGGCAUGGCCUCAGACCCCAUCUUCACGCUGGCGCCCCCGCUGCACUGCCACUACGGCGCCUUACCCCCCAACGUUUCGGGCUGGGAGCAGCCCCCCAACUCCAGCGGCGUUAGCGUCGCCGGCGCGGCCCUAGCAGCCAGCGCCGCCAGCGGAGUCGUCACCAGUACAGACCCCUCGUGUAGUGGCUUCGCCCCACCGGAUUUCAACCACUGCCUGAAGGACUGGGACUAUAACGGACUGCCCGUGCUCACCACCAAUGCCAUCGGCCAGUGGGAUCUGGUGUGUGACCUGGGCUGGCAGGUGAUCCUGGAGCAGAUCCUCUUCAUCUUGGGCUUUGCCUCCGGCUACCUGUUCCUCGGUUACCCCGCGGACAGGUUUGGCCGUCGUGGGAUUGUGCUGCUGACCUUGGGGCUUGUGGGCCCCUGUGGAGUGGGAGGAGCUGCUGCAGGCUCCUCUACAGGCAUUAUGACUCUUCGAUUCCUCCUGGGCUUCCUGCUAGCUGGUGUUGACCUUGGUGUCUACCUGAUGCGCCUGGAGCUGUGCGACCCCACGCAGAGGCUUCGGGUGGCCCUGGCAGGGGAGUUGGUAGGGGUGGGAGGGCACUUCCUGUUCCUGGGCCUGGCCCUUGUCUCUAAGGACUGGCGAUUUCUGCAGCGAAUGAUCACCGCUCCCUGCAUCCUCUUCUUGUUUUAUGGCUGGCCUGGUCUGUUUCUGGAGUCUGCACGGUGGCUGAUAGUGAAGCGGCAGAUUGAGGAGGCUCAGUCUGUGCUGAGGAUCCUGGCUGAGCGAAACCGGCCCCAUGGGCAGAUGCUGGGGGAGGAGGCCCAGGAAGCCUUGCAGGAACUGGAGAAUACCUGUCCCCUCCCUGCGACGUCCACCUUUUCCUUCGCGUCCCUCCUCAACUACCGCAACAUCUGGAAGAAUCUGCUUAUCCUGGGCUUUACCAACUUUAUUGCCCAUGCCAUUCGCCACUGCUACCAGCCUGUGGGAGGAGGAGGCAGCCCCUCAGACUUCUACUUGUGCUCGCUGCUGGCCAGUGGCACAGCAGCCCUGGCCUGUGUCUUCCUGGGGGUGACUGUGGACCGUUUUGGCCGUCGGGGCAUCCUCCUUCUCUCGAUGACUCUCACAGGGAUUGCAUCCCUGGUCCUGCUCGGCCUGUGGGAUUAUCUGAAUGAUGCUGCGAUCACAACCUUCUCUGUCCUUGGACUCUUCUCCUCCCAAGCGUCUGCCAUCCUCAGUGCCCUCCUUGCUUCUGAAGUCAUCCCCACCACUGUCCGGGGCCGUGGCCUGGGCCUUAUCAUGGCGCUUGGGGCGCUUGGGGGGCUGAGUUGUCCAGCUCAACGCCUCCACAUGGGCCACGGGGCCUUCCUGCAGCAUGUGGUCCUGGCGGCCUGUGCUCUGCUCUGCAUCCUUAGCAUCAUGCUGCUGCCAGAGACCAAGCGCAAGCUUCUGCCAGAGGUCCUCCGGGAUGGAGAACUGUGCCGCCGGCCUUCCCUGCUGAGGCAGCCGCCUCCUAACCGCUGUGACCAUGUCCCACUGCUAGCCACUCCUAACCCUGCCCUCUAAGCAGCCUCUGAUCCUGGUGGGAGGCUGGCCAUACAGAGAGGUGACAGAGGACUAGCAAGAUAGGCAGGCAAGGCCACCCCGUACAAAAGGCUCAAAGGCGCCUCAUGCCAGCCAUCUAGGAGAACUCAGAGGGCCGUUCCCAACCCCGUCUCUACCCUGCUGCUUUCUGUUAACUUCGUCAGCAAGAGUCAGGCCGGGGGAGAGCAUCAUGCUAUAACCAUUAGGUCUGGGCUCCAUCCUGUGUCCAAAGACAUUUCCCAGACCUCGCUCUUUCUCGCUCUUUCAUUCUGUUUCAAUAAAAGACAUUUUGAAUAAAUGA